Molecule: messenger RNA, 2284 nt
Organism: Xenia sp. Carnegie-2017
Lineage: Eukaryota; Metazoa; Cnidaria; Anthozoa; Malacalcyonacea; Xeniidae
Exons: 4
Coding region: 44-1615 (523 amino acids)
Molecular function (GO): protein binding
Source: RefSeq, a predicted model, not a curated record
CGCAGGUACAUGGGGUGAUUUGGCACAAGCAAUUCCCCGAGCAAUGAAAAUCUUUGGUGAUGACGGUAAACACGUAAAAAUAUUUUCAGUUUUAUCAAUCGCACCUCCACUGUCAACGAAAGGUCCUUCUGAUGAUUCCAGUUCUCUGCAUUGGUUAUGUUAUUUAUUUCACUUGUGCACCAAUGGAAACGCAGUAUACAACGAUGUUGUGGCGCAAUAUAGAAGGAACAAAACUUUGUUUCAAAGAUUUUCCCCACGUGGUAAGAAAUUGAAAAAAAUGAAACUUGAUGAAACCAAUAUCAGAAAAAUGGAGAAGAAAAUGGAAAAAGUGAAGUCCAAGGACGAUAUGUUUCUUGUCGACGUUGUUGCUGCGGCAAUGGUCGUUGUUCUCGCGUAUAUAAGCAAAAAUUCACCGGGAGCAGCAGGAAAUAUUCAGGAAAAUUGUCUUACGUUGAAAGUUGCAGCACCACUUGCUGAAGCUGCAGGAUGUGCUUACGAAAGUAGGAAAGAAUUAAACUGGGCAAAUGUUUCUUACGAGACAAGCAGAAGUCUGCACGAGAAACUCGGCAAUAAUUUGAGUGUGAUUAAGAUUAAUUAUAAAAUCGCAAAAUGCCAGAAAGAACUUGGAAACUACGAGAUCGCUAUUGACUUAUUUAAAUCAAACGUGAAGCACCUUGUUCACCAUCAAGAUGACCCAAAUUGCUUAAAGCUACUUGUUGAUGCCAUGUUGAGCAUAGCAGAAUGCUGCACAACUUGCCUUCGAUAUGUUGAAGCGGAAACAUAUUUGCAUGAUGUACUCGAAAAACACAUUAAAGAGAAGAAGAAAUUUGUACGUGUCAUUAUCUAUGUAGCAUGGUUCAAGCAACAACAAGGAAAACUAGACGAAGCUUUUAAACUAUACUGGGAGGCAUCCAAAUGCCCAGUAGACAGCAAUAGCCUUGAUGAAGCACAAAUGCUAAUUAUACUUAGUAAUCAGGGACUGUGUCUCUUAACACUUGGGAUAAACGAAAAAUAUUUAAUAAGGCAAGCGAAAGAUGUAAGAAAAAAGUUGAAACAAGCAAGCGAUCCUCAGGUCGCCGAGUCUCUCAACUAUUUCGGAUCAUUCUUGAUGAAAAUGGAAGAAUACGACGACGCAUAUGAAAAUGUAAUCAAAGCAAAAGCCAUAUACGAAAAGCAAAAAAUCACUGAUGAACUUAAAUUUGCUAUGGUAUUGACGAAUCUGGCAAGCUGCCCGUCCUCACAGCAAUCACCCCAAGUCACCUUGAGUCGUGCACAAGAAGCUUUGGAACAGAUGAAGAAAAAAGUCCUGCAUUAUAACUGUCUUGAAAUCGCCAAUACCUUGUCAGUUCUUGGUGGGUGCCUUUUUAAAACCGAAUAUAAAGAAGCAAAGAAAUACCUCUUAGAGGCUUCGGAUAUAAUCGAAAAUUUGUUUUCGGAAAAUCACCCAUGGCUGAUCGACAUUUAUCAGCUGCUUUACGAAUUGUAUAAGGUGGAAAUCGGCAAACAGAGGGAGGCUGAAAACUAUAAAAUGAAAAUAAAGAGUAUCGAAAGCGAAAUGAAGAAAAUGGCCAAAGUCACUACGAAAUGGAUAAAGAAAAAGGGUCGAAGACAGUAGCGGAUCUGGAGAAGAUCCACCCUUUGUCCUAGAGACAAAAACAAGUCAGAAGAGACAAAGGACAAGCGACGUAAAAGAUCAAGAAAGCAGUAAAAAAAUGAAAGAAAAUCCGCAUAAUUUGGAUGAGGUGGUAUCUUUCAUAAAGUUGGAGAUGUAGGGAAUGCAAUAUAAAUUAAAAGUUGAAUAUUUGUGUGAAGGAUUGUUUCGUUCACGAGUAGCUGCAUUCAACUAAUUAAAUUUCCAUUUCGUUUUAAAUCACAAAUUUCUCUGCAUUGCCAACAAGGAUAAUGUGAUAGUCGCGUGACAAAAAAUCCAAGCAAGGGCAGUCGGCAAAUGCAAAAAGGAUUCACUGGCAGUGACCACAAAGCAUAUUUUUAGAAAUCCACAACAUACUUUAAAGUUUGAUGUUAAUAGUGUUGAAAUUGUAUAACAUGUCUAGCACCAUGAUAUCUGGUUUAUCAUUUGCAUUGACCAAACACUUGAAAAGCUAUUCACAUGUACGCAAAGCGUGCCUACUUUUACUUUUUAGUCCAGGCUUGAAUCCAAGCAUGAGUCUAAGAACGAGUCCUAGUUAGAGUCGAAGCUCAAGUCCUUUGUUCGUUACGUAUAGUAUAUCUCGUUAGAUUGUUGUUAUUUUAUAAUAUGCAUUAAAGCAUACAUAAUUGUGGA